ACCCACAGUAGUCCUUUAUAGUUGCUUUAGUCUGCUUUAGGUCUUUUAGUAUAUUAACUUCGUACAAAAUAUCAAAAUGGCGUUCAGCCUUGCCGCUUUUUCAUACAUCAUAGCAUUAAUAAUCGAUGCCUUUCUCAUCUUUUUUACGAUUUAUCACGUAAUUGCAUUCGACGAGCUCAAAACCGAAUACAAAAAUCCUAUAGAACAGUGCAAUAGCUUAAAUGUACUCGUUCUUCCGGAAUAUGGAUUACACCUCUUUAUCAAUUUAUUAUUUUUAAUUAGCGGAGAGUGGUUGUCAUUGCUCAUCAAUGCUCCGCUAAUAGCAUAUCAUAUAAAUAGAUAUUUAACAAGGCCUAUCAUGACUGGGCCAGGUUUAUACGAUGCAACAAGUGUACUCAACGCUAAUAACUUAUCAAGAUGUCAACAAGAGGGUUGGGUCAAACUGGCAUUUUAUCUUCUUUCCUUUUUCUAUUAUCUCUAUGGAAUGAUAAGUUCAUUAAUUCAUUGAGGAGACUAAAAAUCGUUUCUGCUUCUAAAAUGGCAGUACAUACGAACAAAAAAAAUGCAUUCCUGCUAUGUGGAAGAAUGAACUCCUCAGUGCCAAAAACACUCAAGAUUGUUGCAAAAUUAUUUUGACAGCGGUCACGUUCAGUUAUCAGCAUUUAUCAAAUUACUUGACAAUGUAAGGUGUAAGGCUAUAAUAAUAUAUGCAUUAAGUUUGAGAAAAAAUGUGAAUGUGAGAGCGGAAUACGUCUAUUGUUUCUAGUCACAAUGAUUUUUAUUCAGUCUUGGAUCUUCCUGUAUCGUUUACAAUCGAACGAACGACACAACGGCAGUUUUAUAAAGAGACAUACGUAUCUUUAGAUAAGACAUUCAUGAUUUUCCACUCGUCUAUGCUAAAUAAAUUUGUACAAAAAAACAAUAAAACUAUGGUUGUUCCAAGCUCUUA
Molecule: messenger RNA, 949 nt
Organism: Venturia canescens
Lineage: Eukaryota; Metazoa; Arthropoda; Insecta; Hymenoptera; Ichneumonidae
Gene: cni
Product: protein cornichon
Exons: 4
Coding region: 77-508 (143 amino acids)
Biological process (GO): endoplasmic reticulum to Golgi vesicle-mediated transport
Cellular component (GO): COPII-coated ER to Golgi transport vesicle; endoplasmic reticulum membrane
Source: RefSeq, a predicted model, not a curated record